UCUCAUCCUUUAACCGUCCAACAGCUCCCCUCCCUCCACCAUGAGCCUCCCUUCAAGUUCGGUGGCGGUGGCAGAGCUCUUCGGCGACUGCACCUCCCCAGUGUCUCUGGACUCCAGCGUUUUCUUCAGCGAGACAACGGUGUCCUGCGUCAGAGACGUCGACUUCUUCAUCAUCAACGUUGGAGGGAGUCGCUACAUCCUGUCCCAGGAGCUGCUGGCAUCCCACCCGGAGACCCGGCUGGGGAAAUUGGCCUGCAGCAGCCGCGACUCGGCUCUGGAGCUCUGCGAUGACGCGGACCUCCUGGAGAACGAGUUCUUCUUUGACCGAAAUUCACAGACCUUCCAGUACGUGAUGAACUUCUACAGGACAGGUCACCUGCACGUCAGGGAGGAGCUGUGUGAGGUCUCCUUCCUGCAGGAGAUUGAGUACUGGGGCAUCGACGAAGUUAGGAUCAACCCUUGCUGCCGCGAGCGUUACUAUCGCCGCAAGGAGCAGAAGGAGACCCUCGAUGUUCAGGGAGAGUUUGAGGCUGACGAUGACGAGGAGGAUUUUAUGGGCGCUGUGUGCCCUGCUCUCCGCAGGCGCCUUUGGGACCUUCUGGAGAAACCUGACUCAUCACGAGCAGCUCACACCUUCAGCUCACUGUCGAUUUUCUUCGUGGGGCUGUCACUGAUCAACAUGGUGCUCAUCUCGCUGGACUUAGGGGAGGACGUUGGAGAGAGUGACGUUGGAGUUAGCGCACCGUUACUGUUUGAUGCCGUGGAGUACGUGUGCGUGGUGUGGUUCACGGGUGAGCUGGCACUUCGAUUUCUCUGUGUGAGGGAUAAGUGUCGGUUCAGCCAAAACAUCCUCAAUGUGAUCGACCUGCUGGCCAUCCUGCCUUUCUAUGUGACGCUGGCGGUGGAGAGCCUCCAUGGAGGAACCACCGAGCUGGAGAACAUGGGCCGCGUGGUGCAGGUCCUCCGACUCCUCCGGUCCCUCCGCAUGCUGAAGCUGGGACGACACUCGACAGGCUUGAAGUCUCUGGGUAUGACCAUCGCUCAGUGCUACGAGGAAGUCGGCCUCCUGCUCCUCUUCCUCGGAGUCGGCAUCUCCAUCUUUGCCAUGGUGGUCUUCGCUCUAGAGCACGACUUUCCUGGCACGACCUUCACCAGUGUACCAGCCGCUUGGUGGUGGGCGACCACCUCCAUGACCACGGUCGGCUACGGGGACAUCCGGCCCGACACAGUCGUGGGGAAGGUGCUGGCCUUCCUCUGCAUCCUGUCCGGGAUCCUCAUCCUGGCGCUGCCCAUCGCCAUCAUCAACGACCGCUUCUCUGCCUGCUACUUCACCCUGAAGAUGAAGGAGGCGGCGAUGCGGCAUGGCGAAAUGCUCAAGAGGCUGGCUCAGGGCUCAAUGGGGGAGACAGGGGAGGGAGGAGUCAGGGGAGGCGUGAACUUAAGGGAUGCUUACGCCAGGAGCGUCAUGGAGAUGUUGAGGCUGCAGGGGCGCGAGCGGGCAAGCACCCGCAGCAGCGGAGGAGAGGAACUGUGGUGGUAG
Molecule: messenger RNA, 1540 nt
Organism: Paralichthys olivaceus (Japanese flounder)
Lineage: Eukaryota; Metazoa; Chordata; Actinopteri; Pleuronectiformes; Paralichthyidae
Source: RefSeq, a predicted model, not a curated record